CGUCCUGUAUACGUCGUGAACGCGCCUCGUCUCUGCAGAGCUCUGUCCUCUCGUGCGUGUUUCAGUUUGACGUUCGGACUUCUCCAACUCAACUCCAGAGAGCGUUUUCAACUUUUCUCAUCUUUCUGCAUCAGAGACACACUACUCAAGGUCCACCAUGGGUAACAUGUUCAGCAAGAAGAAGGUGGCUCCACCAGCCCAAGCUGAAAGCCCUAAAGAGGAGCAGAAAGAAGGGGAAAGUGUGCCAGAGAGCCAGGAGGCACAACCUGUCACUGCCCCUCCAGAGGCACAGCUGCCCCCCACCACUGAGCCCACCCCUCCAGAGUCUGAUGGAGAACCGGCUCCUGCUGCUGAGGUCCAGCCCGCACCUGACCAAGCCCCGGCUGUCCCUGACCCUGUCCCAGAGCCUGUCCCAGAGCCUGUCCCUGAGCCAGAGCCUGUCCCCUGCACAGUCCCUGAGGUGGUCCCAGAACCAGAACCAGUCCCUGCUCCUGUGCCUGAGGUUGGCCCAGAGCCCAUCCCAGUACUAGAGCCUGUACUGUGUAACCUGCCUGCAGUAGAACCAGUGCUGUGCCCUGAGCCGGAGGUGCUCCCUGUACCUGUCCCAGAACCAGAAGCCCUCCCUGAACCAGAACUAGAGCCUGUGACAUGCCCAGCCCCAGAGGAGGUGCUUGAACCAGAGCCUGUCGCAUGUGCAGUGCCUGAGGAGGUGCUUGAACCAGAGCCUGUCCCAUGUGAGGCACCUGAGCUCCUCCCAGAGCCUGAAGCUCUCCCCUCCAUAGAACCUGUUCCAGACGUCAUGCCCAUGGAAAUCCCAGAACCCGUUGCAUGUUUCAAAUCAGAGCCUCUGGAGAUGUUUGUGCCCGAGAUAAUCCCAGACACAGACCUGCUGACCCCCGAUGCUGCCCCUGAACCCACCCCUCUGUUAGACCUCAUUGCUGACCCGGAGCCCAUCCUGUGCCAAGUCACCUCCGAGACUGUAGUUGUAAACGACGACAGUGAAGAAAACAUGAGCUCACUGUUAAAACAGCUGGAGCUCAAAGAGAACGGUGUUGUGCCUGAUUGCAUUAUGAAUGACGUGACGAUUCCCGAGCCUCUCCUCUCCUCCUCUGAUCUGCUCAUGUGAAUCCACAAGUAUGCCAUAGACAUUUGGGAUGAAGCCUCGAAACCUUACAUCAAUCCUGACAAUUACUGACUUAUAUUUUUGUCACCUAACGUGGCCUACUAAUUCUAUAACAAUUUUAUAAUCAUAAUUGUUGUUGGCUUAACAGUAUGAUCAGGGAUGAUGACAGUGUUGGACAAUAGAGAUUGCACUCUCUGCAAAUAACUUCAGCAAAUUCCAGAAGCAGAUGAGUAAAGUGAAUCUAAUGUCACUAUGCAAGCCUCCAUACAAAAACAUAAAAACAAAUGUAAGGGAAAUGAUCUAAUGUGAUUCUUGUUCUAAGUGAGUGCAUUGUUUUUGGUGGAUAAGCAUAAUAAUGUACUAAAUGUGGAAUCGAAUGAUAGAAAAAGGGAGUUGCUGUAUCAACAUCUGGCCUGCAGUUCAAUGUACGUGUUUGGUCUUUGCAAUGUCCCCAAAAGUCGGAUAUCAUUUUCUAUUUUCAUAAGGGAUGAUUAAUUGCGUGGUUGCUUGCUUGCUUGUAAAAAUAAAAUGUGCAAAUAUUUGGAAACAAUUUUGUGUUUACAUAUAUGUAUAAAAUUACUAAAUAUUUGUAACAUGCAAUAACAAAACAUAAUAAAUGGAGUGUAAUGUAUUAUGUAAUUCUCCCUAGAUAACAGAGCUUUGUAUUCGGCAGCAGUGUGCAUGCCAAGUAGAACUGUAGUGGCAUUCUGACGUCUCACAGCAGCACUACACACAUGGACUGUAUGGGACACAAUGUACAUAUGGAAAUAAAAUGGCAGCCAGCGUAAAUCUG
Molecule: messenger RNA, 1916 nt
Organism: Boleophthalmus pectinirostris (great blue-spotted mudskipper)
Lineage: Eukaryota; Metazoa; Chordata; Actinopteri; Gobiiformes; Gobiidae
Product: protein TsetseEP-like
Exons: 2
Coding region: 158-1126 (322 amino acids)
Source: RefSeq, a predicted model, not a curated record